UAAGAAUUCUAGCUUAAUUUCGCGCUUCCAACAGGUAUGCCGCUCAUUUUUGCAAACUUGGAAGGCAAAACCAAGGCACUACCUUUAAACCUUGCAGAUUUUUCUUGGAAAUAACGCGUCCGUAGAACGUGUCUUAGCUCUUUGACUUUGGUGAUAAAGAGGCGGUUGCUGUGGCACACAAGGCAUGCCAGUGAAAGCCCAAGAUUAAGACAGUCGAUUACUUUACGCGUCAUGUUGCUUUCUGAGGGUUACUGUGAAGACCUAAAAGGUGCCAUCAACUGUAAUGCAUCCCACGAAGUGCAGCGAGUAUGUGGAUAUCCCAGAGUGGGUCAUCAUCCACGAACUGUACGAGGGCGAAAAUUCUCACGAAGCCUUCGAAUCGGACCUCGAUCGUGCUCUGGAAGCACGGCCGGCAGCCAUCAUAGUAGAACCUCGUCGGCUCGGUGAAGAGACAGCCCGUUGGAUCGCUCUAGGAAACUGUCUCCACCAGACUUCCGUCCUGUCUGGACUUGGCUCCCUGGCGGCCACUUUACUGCUCAGCCCACCCGCUCCAAAUCCGGCCUCUAUUCACACCUUGCUAAUAAUCUCCACUCCCCUGGCUGCAGUUGGAACUCUCUGUGCUGGACUGUACUCUGUAUCGUGGGCCACAGACCCAUGCAUCCACUACCAAGUAGAGACGGACACCCAAGUGCUCUCACGACUGCCCUUGUCGGAGCUUGCAAACGCGCACCCAUUGGUUCUUGUCCGUAAGGACGACAAGAAGAAGCGAGCGGCACACAUUGUGACGACAGCUCUCGCCGUUGGAGCCGUCGUAUGGAAGUUGUAUCGAGCGGUGAAAGAAGGGGUGGACGUUGAAAGUUAGUUAGCCCGCGCAGAAAUGUACAUAAAUAUGCUUCUUUCUAGGUACUUGCAAGGUUAUAUACUGUAUAUCUGUACAUGAGAGCUAAUUAUGUAAAGUAAUAUCGAGAAAGAGUGGUUGUUUUAUGAAUGUGUGCCAAAAAUGUGAGUGGAAUGGAUUGUGGAACAGUAAAUGCAACCAAGGUUUUUUUUUAAUACAAAGUCUGUUUCUCGAAUGUA
Ornithodoros turicata is the source of this 1077-nucleotide messenger RNA. It is a transcript of the gene Pmi, whose product is annotated as transmembrane protein 11, mitochondrial-like. Bases 284 to 862 code for a protein of 192 amino acids. Gene Ontology annotation, cellular component: mitochondrial inner membrane. The transcript has 2 exons. Lineage: Eukaryota; Metazoa; Arthropoda; Arachnida; Ixodida; Argasidae. Gene Ontology annotation, biological process: inner mitochondrial membrane organization. The record is from RefSeq and is a predicted model, not a curated record.